This is a messenger RNA of Taeniopygia guttata (zebra finch), 3650 nucleotides long. RefSeq names its product G protein-coupled receptor 141 (gene GPR141). Gene Ontology annotation, molecular function: G protein-coupled receptor activity; oxysterol binding. Gene Ontology annotation, cellular component: membrane. NCBI's taxonomy places the organism in Eukaryota, Metazoa, Chordata, Aves, Passeriformes, Estrildidae. The record is from RefSeq and is a predicted model, not a curated record. Gene Ontology annotation, biological process: G protein-coupled receptor signaling pathway.
UGCAUUUUGCAAUAACUGAACAUGUUUAUCAAAUGUUGGACAGAACAAAACAUAUCUUCAUCCAUGAACUUGAUGAGUGAGAUGAUAACAACUGAUGAUAACAACAGGUCCAAUCCUGUCUGUCAGCUGUUUGUGGUUGAUGAGCACUGGGUGGCACUUCAGGAAGCAGACAGAGCUGGGUUGCAGUAGUAGUUCCUCAACAGCGCUUCUUUGCAAAGUCCAGGAGUCACAUGGAGUGAGGAGAGUGUCGUGCUAUGCUGCUGGAGGAUGGCUGGGUAAGUGCUGCGAAGGUCCUCAGCAGAGGUGCUGAGGUACUGGAGACAGACCAGGAGGAAGGAAACAGCAUUAAACUCGAAUGAGAAGGCUGCAGAUCUGGAUGGAGCUCAACGGUUCCUGGUGGGAGAGCUUACAUAGAAUGAAGAUCCAAGUAAACAACACUUGAAGAGUGAAGAGAAACUCUAAUCUAAUAUGUACCAGGAAGAUUUCGGGAACAUGACUGAAGGGACCAGGAACAGCAAUGACUCCUCUUCCACCUUCAUUCACACCAGCACCAUGAGUGCCAUUCUGGUCACUGUCUACUCGGUUGCCUUUGCUGGAGGUGGAAUUGGGUCCAUCGCCAUGUCCUUCGUGCUCGUCAAGAUGAACACUCUGUCUGUGACCACGACUGCCGUCAUUAACCUGGUCGUUGUGCACAGCCUCCUCCUUUUCACGGUGCCCUUCCGCCUCCACUAUUAUGUCAAAAAGAAGUGGGUAUUUGACAUGCCAUUUUGCAAAAUGGUGAGUGCCAUGGUGCACAUCCACAUGUACCUGACCUUCAUAUUUUAUGUGAUCACGCUGGUGAUCCGGUGGCUCAUCUUCUUUCAGUGGAGGGACAAGGUGGAGUUUUACAGGAAGCUGCACGCCAUUGGGGCGAGCGCUGCCGUGUGGGUCUUCGUCAUGGUCUUUGUGGUGCCGCUCUUCUACUUCGAGUAUGGACGCUCAGGCUUAUACAAUAAUACAACAUGCUUCAAGUUCCACAAAGAACUACAGCAUGAGAGUGUGAAAGCCCUGAACUACACCGUAAUUGUAGCUGUUGCCCUCAUUUCUUGUGUCCUCUUGAGCUUGCAGAUUUUUAUCCUGGUAAAAGUGGUGAGAAAAUUUUCCACCUCUCUCUGUUCACAUCAAGAAUUCUGGGCCCAGGUGAAAAACCUGAUUUUCAUCUGGAUCAUCAUAAUUUGGUUCCUUCCCUAUCACCUGUUCAGGGCCUACUACAUACAGAGUGAUUUUGACCAGUUAGAAAGCUACAAUGAGGUUUUUUUGAGCCUGACUGCCCUGAGCUGUCUGGACCUGCUGUCAUUCGUGCUGAGUGGAAGCCGCUUCUUCAAGCAAAAUGUGGGGAUGCUCCACAGAAGGUUGCCUUGCUGCUAGCAUCAGCCUCCUGCAGUGUCCUGCAGGUCCUGCAGCAUGUGCAGGACCUGGGAUAGGACAGUGAUACAGUGAUGGACAGACACAGCAAACUCACUCCUCAGCAAGUUGAGGGUGUGCUCUGGAAAUGGUGCAACAUGCUCGCACAGGGCUUUGCACAUCAGCUUCCUGGAGUAAUAGAACAAACGGCCUCCAGGGUCUCAGCUAGUAAACAGGAAGGUGACUUCAGCGAUUUCCUCAUGGUGCUACCCAGUGAUCUGUGGAUGGACCUGGAGAAAAGGGAAGAAAGUUCAUGGCUCUUCUGUCUUACUGUUUUUACAUCAAAAUUUGUGAAGUCAAAGGCACUAGGGGGAGACUUGAUAACUGUGAUGCAGAAACACAAAUAAGGAAGCUAGUUUAUAUGGACUAAGGUACAGAUUAUUGAAAUGUAAAUAUCUAUAUAAUUUCCCAUACAUUUCAUAUUUAUUUCCCAUAAGCUCUCAUAAAAUAUCAGGGAAGACAUUGUUCUUCCUGAGCAGGUCUGUUUCUUUACUGUUAAGUGUAACUUUCUAAGUGAAUUGAACUAUUAAACCACCUAUUUAAAAAACUAAAUCAGUGAUAGAUAGUUAUUUCUUAAAAUAUUUUCUCAAAAUCACUUUUUGAGAUGGUAUCACUGCAGCAGAAAUUAAUUUUAUCUUUCUCACAUUAUGAAUAUAUGUCAAAAAAAUUAUACACUAUUACUGAAAUGGACAUUGCAAGUUCAAACAAAAGCCUGUAUUAUCAUUCACAAAAUUUUUCAGUUAAAAGUAAUAUUUUACAGUCAGGACGAAAUUUUAGAUCAUUCAGACAGAAUUUGUCUUCUCUUAAAAAGACAAAUAUCUUAGGCAUCCAAGGUAGCAAUGGCUUUUUGUAAAUCUUAUGUUGAUUUUGUGCAUUUAUGAAGUAUAUAAGUAGUUACUCACAGUGUCUUUAGCUUGGAAGCAGUUCUAUAAAUUUUGUACCCUGUAUGGAUGGAAGGAAUGAAAAUAUUGCUGCUUGGAUUGGAGGGAUGGAAAAAGCUAAUAGCCCUAGUGUAGCUGAAAAGCAUAUUAUAUCUCAGUGAGACAUUGCCAGUUGCUGUGCCUGAAGACAGAAAUAAAUUCCACUAAAAAAGAUUAAAAUUUUGGUAAAAUGUUUCUAUGAAAGGCAUUCAGCUUUUAUAGCUCAGCUGCUUUAUACCUAUCCCUAAAAAAGAAUAUGAAUCUCAACUCAUCUAAUGCAAGACAUCAAUGGCUUGCAUUAGAGGAGCUGAGAUUUAUAUUCUUUAUGUUUCUUAUAUCUUUAUUUUUCUUGCCAUCUGCAUAAGGUCACAUUUUUUUCGCCUAGAAUUAGUGGGAUAAUAAUUUAAUCAUUUAACUAAUUAGAGGUUAUCAGCUGAUCAACUUCCAUGAGAGUCUCUCCUCAUGAUGCUGUUGAAAUCCACCUUUUCACUCUUGUGAAUCUUUCCAUUCCUUUCUGCUUCACCUUCAACAUUUCUUGCACAUCAGACAGCAAUAAAAUAACAAUUGGUUGAUGUUGUUGUACCUGUGCAAUCUCAUUGCUGCGUUCAUUGCUUUUGGUCCCACCAAGAUUGUUACUUUUAUGGGAUCCCAUCUCUUCUGCAGUCUUCCUACCUUGUCUUCCUUCCUUUUUGCUUCAAAGUCCUUUGUAUAUAUCAAGAUGUUUGAUCAUAAAAAGGUAUUUUCAGGUCAGAGUAUGAGUCAUGCUAUACAACACCAAAAGGUGGAAAUCACUGAAGUUCAUAACACAAGUGAGAUGUUGGGAAGCUCUCAUGGCUCACCCUUUGCAGACAGCCUGGACCACAUCUGUACAGAAAGAAAUGUUAGAGCUUGCAGUGUGUGUGUAUCUGAGAAAAAUCUGACCAAGAAGUCUUUGGUGCCCAAAGGAUCACAGUAAAAAGGAUGACAGCUACCAGCCAGAUUCAACAGUAGUUGGGGAGCUACUUUCAAAACAUGGAGAGAAUCAACUUGGGUGUGUAGCUCACUAUUAGUUAACUGUGUGUCAUUAAGAAAGCAAUAAACUGCUAUGAUACAAAUUUGUUUUAAAGCUACACAAAUAAAUAAUAUUCUCCUUGUGGUGGAAAAGGAUGGAAAUUGGCAUAACAUUUUUGUUUCCUCCCCUAGCAACGUGGUUGGUUAAAGAAAAUGCCUUGCAUGCAUUCUGUAGGCACUGUAUAGCUUUGUAACAUUAUAUUAUAACCUUCUACUAUAAUAAAGUUAUUAACAAAC